ACCCUGUGUGGCGAGCUCGUCGGGAGAUGUGGGAAAAACACAAGCCAACGUUGACGAGGUUGGACGGCUGCGUCUGGAGCAAAGUGAAAUGAGAAAGGCAGCAGACAAGAGGUUCAAAGCUUUGGAAGAAGUCAUUCAUGCCUUACAAAAACAAUGUGAGGAUGCGGAGGCGAAUGCUGAAGUUUGGAAAGCCGAGGCGCUGCGUCCGGGUAACAAGAGAGGUGGGAUCUCCAUUGGUACCACGCCUGUAACUCAGACCAGGAUUCGACCUCGGAUGACGCCUGCUGAAACCCUAGGUGCUACGAGAAGAGUGGAUGAAAGACUCAAGGGGCUAGUCGAGAGGCAUCAAGAGGAGGUUGGGAUUUUGCAAGAUCAACGCGUGAAGGAAAUGAACGCACGUAAGCAAAGUGAAGAAGAAUUGGAGAAACUGAAGCAGGAGAUGACCAGGUUGGACGUCGAGAAUAGGAGAAAGACGAGAAGCAAUCUGAAAGCUAGGAUGGACGAAGCGGCGGUCACGACAGUACGGAGGGAAAAGAACCGUGAGUGUGAAGGUGUUGUUUUUUCGGCAGUAAAAAGUGUCGGGAAGGUUGGAGCCAGCCCGGCCCCGUUGAACAAUCGGGAGGCUUUCCUGCGGGCAGCAAGGAAGGAGCUGCGAGGGAAGAAGAAGGAUCAGAUCAUUGAGAUCUGCGGGAAAGAGGGGGUCGACUAUACUACGCUUAAUCCCACUAAAGAGUUCAUUGCGCGGCGAAGAACGGAGCGUGCUUUCGACGAGAAAAUGGAUGAGGCGAGGAGCAAGGAGAAGGAAGUUUUAGAAGUGACUGAGGAUGGAGAAGAAUCUGAGGAUGACGGGCGUGAAUCCGCUGAUUCUUAGGAUCACGCCCGAACGCUUCUUAUUUCUAGGAUGU
Molecule: messenger RNA, 905 nt
Organism: Chara braunii
Lineage: Eukaryota; Viridiplantae; Streptophyta; Charophyceae; Charales; Characeae
Source: the annotation of a GenBank genome assembly